This is a messenger RNA of Dracunculus medinensis (Guinea worm), 423 nucleotides long. Lineage: Eukaryota; Metazoa; Nematoda; Chromadorea; Rhabditida; Dracunculidae. The record is from the annotation of a GenBank genome assembly.
AUGACAGUAGGAAGCCAUCGAAGUUUAAUUCCCGAUAUCAAUAGAGUCAUCCAACCACGUUUCAUUAAUACAAAAAAUACUGUUGGGAAAGAACAACUUCUUUUUAGCGGCAGUUCUUCUGGUAACCUUUAUAUUUUCGAUUUAUCAAGAGCAGUGGAGAAUGUCGAACCUAUCAAAAAAUUACAAGCAUGUAAUUGUUCCAUUACAGGAGUUAGCCUUCAUCCUGAAGAAGAAGGAAUAAUCGCAACCUGCAGUGGACAAAGAAUAAUGAAGAGAUUAAUAACAAAUGAGGCUCGGCAACCUAUACAAGUUAGUAAAAUUAUAAAUGAGGACGACGAAAAUUUAUAUGUCGAAUUUUACGAUCCCGAAAAAUAUGAAAAUCAUCUUUGCUUAUGGGCUUAUGGGCCUACAGAAGUACAUUAA